UGUAAAAGGCUCAACUCGGGCUGUGCAGGUAUUUUCUCUUCCAAGCUGGUCAGCAACACGUUGCCUGUAGAGCUCCACAGGCCACCCGCAACCUCCCCAUGGAUCUCCUGGGAGCAGCGGCCCUUUUCCUGGUCAUCUGCCUCUCUUGCCUGAUGGUCCUCUCAACAUGGCGGCAGAGGCACCGCAAAAGCCAGAUGCCACCUGGACCAACUCCCCUCCCCUUCAUUGGGAACCUGCUCCAAGUCAACACAAGUGAUAUGUACCGUUCACUCAUGAAGAUCCGUGAGAAAUAUGGUCCUGUCUACACCAUCCACUUAGGGCCCCGCCGCGUUGUGGUCUUGUGUGGAUACGAUGCCGUGAAGGAGGCCCUGGUGGAUCAGGAUGAAGAGUUCAGCGACCGCGGAGAGCAAGCCACGUUUGACUGGCUUUUCCAGGGUUACGGGGUCGGCUUCAGUAACGGGGAACGGGAAAAACAGCUGCGGCGAUUCUCCAUCGUGACGCUGAGGAAUUUUGGGGUGGGAAAGAGAUCCAUCGAACAGCGGAUCCUGGAGGAAGCCCAUUUCCUGCUGGAAUCCCUGAGGGCAACAAAAAGUGCACCCUUUGACCCCACCAACAUCCUGAGCCGCUCAGUGUCUAAUGUCAUCAGCUCCAUCAUCUUUGGCAACCGCUUUGAAUAUAAAGAUAAGGAAUUCCUCUCCUUGCUCACCACUAUGCAGGAAACCUACGAGUUUGUUUCCAGCUCUUGGGGACAGCUCUACGACAUGUUCUCAGGCAUCAUGCGGCACCUGCCUGGCCCACAAGAGAAAACCUUCAAGAAGCUCUUGCUCAUGAAAGAGUUCUUUAUGAGGAAGAUGAAAGCAAACAAGGAGACCCUGGACCCCAACAACCCUCGGGAUUUCAUUGAUUGCUUCCUAGUGAAAAUGCAGCAGCAUCUGUGA
Lacerta agilis (Sand lizard) is the source of this 938-nucleotide messenger RNA. RefSeq names its product cytochrome P450 2A13-like. NCBI's taxonomy places the organism in Eukaryota, Metazoa, Chordata, Lepidosauria, Squamata, Lacertidae. Gene Ontology annotation, biological process: xenobiotic metabolic process. The coding region runs from base 99 to 938 and encodes 279 amino acids. Gene Ontology annotation, cellular component: intracellular membrane-bounded organelle; cytoplasm. Gene Ontology annotation, molecular function: iron ion binding; oxidoreductase activity, acting on paired donors, with incorporation or reduction of molecular oxygen, reduced flavin or flavoprotein as one donor, and incorporation of one atom of oxygen; heme binding. The transcript is spliced from 6 exons. The record is from RefSeq and is a predicted model, not a curated record.